CGUGGCCACUCCUCUUGGGAAGAGGCGGACUACAACUCCCAGCUGCCCUAUCUGCCUGCCUCCUCUUCCUCCUCCUCCUCCUCUUCCUCUGGGUACAGCAGGGCGAAGGGUUGCAGGAGACGCCGCUUUGAGGAGCUCCAGGCCGAGCUCCGAGGUUGAUGCUGCCCCGCUCCGCUGAGGCCCCUCCAUGUGGACGGAGGGGGUCUGCUCCAGCGGCAAGAUGGGCUUCUACAUCAGCUCCCUCUCCAGAGCCCCCUAUGGCAACAGGGCCCCACCGGAGGCCUCACGCCACCCAGCCAAGCGGUACCAGGCAGCGCCCAGCUAUAACUACCGGUGGACGGAGCUGCACUACGAGGCCAGUCGCGGCAACGUAGAGAAGCUGAAGCAACUCCUGGUGACCUCUGAUAAGGAGCUGGUAGACCGGAAGGAUUAUUAUGGCAAGACCCCACUCUACUGGGCCGCCUACAAGGGACAGAGGCACACAGUCGAGCUGUUGCUGAAACACAGUGCCAAUGUCAACACAUGCUGUAAACACGGAGGGACUCCACUCCAUGCGGCUGUUGGGCUCUUUCCAGACUGCACCUUGCUGCUCAUUCAGCAUGGUGCAGAUGUGAACCUGCAGGACAAUUGGGGAGUGACCCCAAUGUACCUGGCAGCCUGCAGCGGACAAACUGAUUGUAUCCGGUUGCUGGUGGAGGCCGGCGCCUGCAUCUCCUACAGGAACAAGAGAACGGGAGCCCCUCCCAAGCGUCUCGUCUCCCAACCAGCCCUCAUCACCUGGAUGGAGGCUUGCCGCCGGCAGCCGCGCUCCCUGAAGCACCUCAGCCGCCUCUCCAUCCGAAGUGCUCUGGGUCACAGCAGGCUCCAAGCCAUCAAGGACUUCGACCUCCCACCGCUGUUGAAGCAGUACCUGAUGUUUGAGGACCUGACUCUGCCAGAGGGCUUGUAGUCCUCUCUCGGCAUUCUUCCCUGUGCCUGGAUUCUGCUGGCCCUGUGUUGCCUUUUUCCUACCCAGCCUCCUGCCUUUUUCCUGCCCAACUUUUGAAGCAGAAGGAACUGUCUGGCCUUUGGCUGAUGCAACCAAGGAUUUACCUGCCCAAAAGUCAGCCAGGAUGUUGGCAAGCAGGUUUGAAGACCAUUGCCAGUGUUGUUCGUGGAUUGCCCCAGGAUUCUGUACUUUGCCUUGGAACAUGGAGGUUCUCUUUAGUUGUUUGCAUCAUUGAAGAGGCUCAAACAUUGUGACCCCAAGAUGAACACCCAAAAUAAGUAAAUCACCACUUAUUUUGGGACCUCUCCCUCUUCCCCUUCUUUCACUCUUUAGAUCAAGGGACCAGAUGUUUCCUCACAGUGACAGAUCCAUAACUAUAACUAUGGAAAGGGUUCUGUGGCCCUGGACUGGGAAAGAAAACAAGUGCAGGGGUCCCCAGCUGGGAAAGCCACCAGUUUGUGAGGGAAUCUCCCCUUCAGGUUUGUGGCAGAGAAACCUUGAGAAGGGGGCAGAAACCUUUCCCAUAACCCUCCAUGAGCACACCAGCUGGAAGUUGGUCUUCCUAGAAGCUGAACGUUCCUCCAAUAAUGACAUACUUAAGCAGUAUCUUUGGUCCCCUUUUUCAAUGCCUCUUAGAAAGUUGCCACUAUAUCUGCCCCCCCCCCCCCCCCCCGGGCCCAAGCAGUUGGCAUGGAGCACUGCACAGCAGCUGCCUGGCACUUAUUUCCAGGAAUAAUGCUGUCACUGUCAUUACUUUACAUCUCCUCCAGUGAUAAGUUGACACACCCAGCCCUGCCUGAUAGUUGAAAUAAAUAAAUGGCACACCCAGUAUAGGAGAGAUUCACUAGAGCUAAACAGUGAGAGCCCAAUCGAAAUAGGAGCUGCCCAUGAUGCAAGGCAAGGGCUAAACUAUUAUACAUGGAAAGCAUGAACAAGAGUAAAGAAGUUCAUGGGGGCAGCAGGAAACCUGAGCCCAUCUCUUCCAUACCCAAGAUGGGCUGAACGUGUCCAGAGGAGUUUGCAUACUGAGUUGAAGAACUUGAACUACAGUCAGCUCUUUGUGUCUGCUGGGAAUAGAGAUGUACAAAACCCUUGCAAAAGUAGAAAAAACAGUAUUUUUUUUAACCCAAGAGAACACAUCUCCAGGAAUCUAAUCCUCUAUUGCAGUGGUUCUCAACCUAUUGGUCCCCAGGUGUUUUGGCCUGCAAUUCCCAGAAAUCCCAGCCAUUUUACUAGCUGUUAGGAUUUCUGGGAGUUGAAGGCCAAAACAUCUGGGGAUCCACAGGUUGAGAACCACUGCUCUAAUGCAACUGUAUGUUCAGCUUCAGUCUGACAUUGACCACUUUGUUGAGCUGGCAGAUCUAACCCCUCCAGCCCAACCUCUGGUGGAAGUUGUCCAACAUCUGGUGAAGUCACACCAGAGGAUCUAGAAUCUCUAGAUCAGUGGUUCUCAACCUGUGGGUCCCCAGAUGUUUUGGCCUUCCAACUUCCAGAAAUCCUAACAACUGAUAAACUGGCUGGGAUUUCUGGGAUUUAUAAGACGAAACACCUGGGGACCCACAGGUUGAGAACCACUGAUAUAGAGAUUCUUGGAAGGACCAUAUUUAUCAAAUCUGCAAAAGUCAAACCCGCAAAUUUGGAGGGCCAACUGUACUCGAAUCCUCAAUUUAGGUUUAAAGGAGGCACUGAAAUAAGGAACUGCAAGUGCAUGUUACAGCUUUAUUGAUGCCAAAUAGUUGGGGAAAAUAUGCAGAAAUCAGCAACUGAAAUGUUUUACACUCUUGUGGCUGAAUACUGACACAGCCUUGAGUGCAGAUACUCCCCAAAUCUGCACUGGUGUGGAUUAUGUCACUCUCAAAGCUUCAAAUUCUUGAUAAGGCACUUCUGUUCCCUGUUUCCAAGGGAAACUUAUUAGUGUUAGUUAUAUACCUUGACAGGGUUUACUUUCUGGAAGAUGUAAGAUGAUGCUAGUUACUGAGGAUGGGAAAGGGGAAAAGAUAACUAUUAUAGGAAGACUUCCUUAUCAGCACCUUACCCCUCUGUUUAUAGCUGUAAUUAAGGCUUCUUGUACAGAUACAUGCAACUUAAGCGAGUACAAUUAAGCCAUGAUGCAGCUCAAUAUGAGCUUUAAAGCAGACUAAGUUAUACAUGAGAGUUUCGUAGUUUGAGCGUUGGACUACAACUCUGGAAACUAAGGUUCAGUCUCCUGCUUGACCAUGAUUUAUAUGAGUUAAACACUAUUGAGUCCCAGACAAUAUUGUAAUAGGGUCACCUACAAGGCAGAAUAAACUAGGCUAUGGAGGCCUCCCCUUAUGUCGAUAAAAAAAGGUAACAUGGUAUGAAUAUGUCCUAAAGAAUCUUGUUUUACUGUAUAUACUUAUGUAUGUCGACUUCAUGUAUAAGUUCAGUGCAGGUUUGGGGGCCAAAAUUAUGGAUUUUAAUCUGACUUGUGGAUAUUGGGCGUUAUUUCAUGGAGAGGGCAAAGCCCCAAUGCUACGUCAGGGGGCCAGCUGCCCUUGGCCACAGCCACUACCAUUUUCCUAAAAACAGGGAUCAAAAUAGCACUGUUGUGGAGGGAGUAGAAGGGGUCGGUGCUUCUUUUAGGUCCUCUGAGACUAGACUAAGCUCUCGCCUUUUGACGCUCAACUCAGAGCUUCUUUCCUUUUUUUUGAUAAGAGUUAAGGUACAGUGGACACAUUGACCAGUGGAUAAGGUCAUCUAAGUGUUUGUCGUUGAUUUUUGACCGAAAUGGCUAGACUUAUACAUGAGUAUAUAGGGUAAAUAUAUUAUCUUCAAGCUCCACGUUACCCAUCUCUGAGACUCUUUCCUUUUCACAGACACAGCAUAGUGAUUCCACAUUAACUAACAUAGUUCCAUUUGAAGAAAUCCUGGAACUGAUAGUUUAUAUAGAAUUCUCGGUCAAGAAGCUCUAGGGCAGUGGUUCUCAACCUGUGAACUCCCAGAAAUCCUAACAGCUGGUAAAUUGGCUGGGAUUUUUGGAAGUUGUAGGCCAAAACACCUGGAGACCCACAGGUUGACAACCACUGUUGUAGGGGCCUCAACAAGCUGUAGAGUCCAUAGGAUGCAGCCAUGUAGGUAGCCAUGUAUGCUUAUUUUGGAGGUAGGAACUGUUAGCUAGAAGUAGUAAUCUAAGAGUCUGACAUGUGUACUACCCACUCUAGGUAUUUCACAAUUACAGAGCACAUCUGCUCAUGCCUUAGCACUAUUAAUUUGCUUAUCCCACCAAUGGUUCCUACACAUGCAAAACCUAGUGGAAGCUGUUUUUUUAAAGUAUUAACUCUGUAUCCACUGGUAUAUAUUUACUUGUUGCAAGGUGGAAACAUUCUUUGUUUUGCUUUACAAGCAAAACUUUGAGAAAACUUUUUUGUUAUGCCUAGAUUAAUAUUGGGCAAAAUUACCAUGAGCUAGAAAAAAAUGAUGAGAACAGGAGCCGAGUUUCAACCGGUGAGGUCUUAUCACACUAUAUAGUUAUAGCAUUAUUGUUCCACGUUUAAUUGCUCUGGAUCUAUCCUAUGGAAUUCUUGCAUUGGCAGUUUAGGGAGGGGCAAUUAGAUAUUUAUACCUUAGCCAGAGUGCUGGUAGAUUACAAAUCCCAGGAUUCCGUAGAAUAGAACUAUUCCAAUGGAAUCAUAGCAUUAUAAUUCUAUAUAGUGUGAAUAAGACAUCAAUUGAAAGGUAAUGACACACUCCAACUUUUAAAAAAGUAUAGAUGUUCCUUAUCCAUAAUUUAAAAAUCCGGAUUAAUCAUCCCUUACAUGGAUGCAAAUCCAAAACACUCCAAAAUUGUCUGCACAGAUGGCUGAGAUAGUAACACCAUUCUUUCUGAUGGUUCUGUGUACACUUUCCAUGGAAAUAUAAAAAUAUUAAAAAUAUUUUUAAAAAUUCCUUCAGGUCCUAUGCAUAAAGUUUAUUUGAAACAUAGACAAAUGUGUUUAGAAUUGCAUCCCUUCUUCAAGACACUUCCCCCACCCCCCAUCAUUCCAAAUUUCAAAUAAAGUCCUCAACACUUCUCGUCCCAAAUAUUUUGGAUGAGGAAUCUUCAGCCUGCACUCCAAGAUUAUCAGCACAGGAGGCUGAGGUGGUGACACUUUUGCUUUCUGAUGGUUCAAUGUAUACAAACUUGGUUUCAUGCAUAAAAUUAUUUAAAAUAUUAUAAAAAAUAAUUUAAGGCUAUGUGUAUAAGGUAUAUAAAUGACUGUCAUGUUUAGACUUGGAUCACAUUUCCAAGAUUUUUCAUUAUGUAUGUAUAUGCAAAUACCAAUAUUCCAGAAUCUGAAAUCCAAAGCAUUUCCAGUUCCAAACAUUUGAGAUAAGGAAUGCUCAACAUGUCCAUGUUUUUUUUUCCUUCUGUAAAUGUGACCGUUUCAGAGCCUUGAUAAUGAAGCUUUAAAAAGUUGUA
Molecule: messenger RNA, 5408 nt
Organism: Anolis carolinensis (green anole)
Lineage: Eukaryota; Metazoa; Chordata; Lepidosauria; Squamata; Anolidae
Product: poly [ADP-ribose] polymerase tankyrase-1
Exons: 5
Coding region: 188-949 (253 amino acids)
Biological process (GO): intracellular signal transduction
Molecular function (GO): protein binding
Source: RefSeq, a predicted model, not a curated record